This is a messenger RNA of Symbiodinium natans, 933 nucleotides long. Lineage: Eukaryota; Dinophyceae; Suessiales; Symbiodiniaceae. The record is from the annotation of a GenBank genome assembly.
AUGAAGCCUUGCGUGCUCCGCAGCGCCGUCCUGCUGAUCGCUUUUUCUGCUCCGGCUGGGGCCGGCGAGGGCCUGGAACACUUGCUUGAGGCGCAGCAGCUGUCUGCAGCAGGGCAGCACCAUGCUGCAGUUGCUCGCGUCCGGGAGGCCCUUCGACUCGAUCCCUCGAGUGGGGAAGCACAUCACUUUUUGGGGCAACUCUUGGCUUCACUUGGGGACAUGGCAGCUGCCAGGCAGAGUUUUGCAGAGGUCGUGCGUCUGACCCCCACAUCGGCACAUGCCUGGGCCAACUUGGGCUACAUUCAGUCUGUAGCCGGCAGCAAAAGGUUAGACAUCGAGAAGAGCUACCAGACCGCCCUGCGGCUUGAGCCUGACAAUGUGAAAGCAGUCAAGGGCCUCGCAGAGCUGAAGCAGAUGCGAUCGGAUUAUGCCGGCGCCGAGAAGCUGCUACUUGCAGCAUUGGAGACAGCAAAAGCUCCGUCUCUCUAUGUGAGCUUGGCAUCUCUUUAUGAAGAUCUUGGGAGGGAUGGCGCCGCGAAGAAGGCUUACAAGGCAGCCCUGAAGCUCGAGGCAUCCGCUGGACUUGCCCACCUCGGCUUAGGGCGGCUACAGCACAAAGAUGGCAAGCUGCGGGCAAGCGAGAAGAGCUACCGCAAGGCCAUCGAACUCGUACCGGAGGAGUGUGAGCGCUUUGACAUUCAUAAGUGGCUCGGGAUUUUCCUUGCAGCUCGGGGCGCCAACGAAGAAGCUUCCGAGGUCUUGACGCGUGCCGUGCAGCUGCGACGGGAGGCAGGUCGGCUCCCCUGCUCUCUCAUCAUGAACUUGCCAGAUGAGACCCUGUAUCUGGAAACUCGUCGAAAGGAGGCGGCAUCUUUCGCAGAGGCUUGCCGAGAGCCGACCCUGAGGAAGCUGGUUAUCACUUUUGACUUUUAG